AUGCAAGAUUCUGACCCCAAACAGCCUGGCUUCUUCAUCAAACCCUCACCCAAAAACCCGAAUUACAAAUCCACCAUUAACAAAAACCCGGUUUUGGACGAAUCUGAAAUCUCAGAUUCGUUUAAGAAAGGCUUACUUAAUGAGCUCAUUGAGCCAGAAAACGGUGACAAUCUUGAAAACCCAAAUCCAAGGUUGUCUGAAAAACUUAUUGUUUGUGCUAGAUGCUAUUCACUCCGACAUCAUGGGAAGGUAAAAGAUCCAACAGUGGAGAAUUUGUUGCCGGCAUUUGAUUUUGAUUAUACAGUUGGAAGGAGGUUGAAUUCAAUAACCCGGGCGAGGACGGUGGUUUUGAUGGUUGUUGAUGCUUCAGACUUUGAUGGGUCUUUCCCAAGGGUGGUUGCCAGGUUGGUUUCUAAGACAAUUGAUGACAAUUUGCGAGGGUGGAAGGAGGGAAAAUCGGGUAAUGUCCCAAGAAUAGUGUUGGUUGUAACAAAGAUUGACUUACUACCAAGCUCAUUGUCACCUACUAGGUUGGAACAUUGGGUUAGAACGAGGGCGAGGGAGGGUGGGGCAAGUAAAUUGACUAGUGUGCAUUUGGUGAGUGCAGUGAGAGAUUGGGGUCUGAAGAAUUUGGUUGAUGAUGUGGUGGGAUUGGCAGGGCCGAGAGGUCAUGUAUGGGUGGUUGGGGUGCAGAAUGCAGGGAAGAGUACUUUAAUAAAUGCAAUAGGGAAGUCUGUUGGGGGGAAGGUUACUCAUUUGACUGAGGCACCGGUUCCUGGGACAACGUUGGGAAUUGUGAGGGUGGAGGGGGUUCUUCCGGGUAAUGCAAAGUUGUUUGAUACACCGGGGCUUUUGCAUCCACAUCAGAUUUCAACUAGGUUGGUUAGAGAGGAGCAGAAAUUAGUUCACAUAGGCCAUGAGUUGAAAGCGAGGACAUAUAGGAUCAAGGUAGGUCAUUCAGUUCAUAUUGGUGGGCUUAUGAGGGUGGAUAUCGAAGAAUCAUCGGUGGAUUCUAUUUAUGUUACUGUGUGGGCGUCUCUUUCUCUCCCGUUACACAUGGGGAAGACAGAGAAUGCAUGCACAAUGUUGGAAGAUCAUUUUGGUCGCCAACUACAGGUAUAA
Molecule: messenger RNA, 1122 nt
Organism: Ilex paraguariensis (yerba mate)
Lineage: Eukaryota; Viridiplantae; Streptophyta; Magnoliopsida; Aquifoliales; Aquifoliaceae
Source: the annotation of a GenBank genome assembly